Molecule: messenger RNA, 1161 nt
Organism: Solanum pennellii
Lineage: Eukaryota; Viridiplantae; Streptophyta; Magnoliopsida; Solanales; Solanaceae
Exons: 5
Coding region: 1-1161 (386 amino acids)
Source: RefSeq, a predicted model, not a curated record
AUGCCAAGUUAUGCCAAGUUCAUCAAGGAUAUAUGUACAAAGAAGAGAUCGGUAUGUUUUGAGGAUGAUAAACGAAUGCGGCAUUAUAGUGUUAUUGUUACAAGGUCUUUUGUGCAAAAGAAGGAAGAUCUGGGCGCUUUCACUAUUCCAUGUACCAUUGAUUUAUUACAAUUUUCCAAAGCACUAUGUGAUCUAGGUGCUAGCAUAAAUCUUAUGCCUCUAUCCAUUUAUAAAAAUUUGGGUUUGGGUUACCCAAAGCCCUCUGCAUUGCAGUUACUGAUGGCCGAUCAGACAGUGAACAGGCCCAUUGGGAUACUUUAUAAUGUGCUCGUGAAAGUGGUGUUGUUUAUAUUUUCAGACGAUUUUGUGAUUCUUGACUAUGAGGUGGACUUUGAGGUCCCUAUUAUUAUUGGGAGGUUGUUCUUGCUACUAGUCGCGCCUUGGUCGAUAUGGAUAAAGGAAAAUGAAUUAAGGUUGAACAAUGAAGAAGAAACAUUGAACAUUUGUACGUCCAUGAAACAGAGUGGUGAGCUCCAAAUGGUAUCUGCUAAAUCCAACAGGGAUGAGAGCAUGUCUGAGAGAGAAUAUCCGUCCAAACCAAAGAAAUUGGAGUUAGAUAUGAAGCGUCGAGAGUCUCAACCUGUAUUGGCCGCUUUUUAUGACUUGAUUCCAUGGUUUGCCAAUUUUGCAAAUUAUCUAGCCAGUGUUAUAGUCCCACCGGACUUGUCCUACCAUCAGAGGAAGAAGUUGAUGCAUGAUGUGAAAAAGUUCUUUUGGGAUGAGCCUUACUUAUACGGGUUUUAUGGUGAUGGGACUAUUCGCAGUUGCAUGCCGAAUGUACAAAUGGCCCCCAAACCAGAAAUCGCUUAUUUUAGAGGCAGGCCCAAGUCUGUCGCACCAUGUUGUCGGAUGAUUAGAACAUCAGAAGAUGAGCGGGAUCCUGAAUAUGUGCCACCAGGAACCCGUACCCCUACUCCAGCUGCACGAGCCACUCGAGUUACCCCCAAUAAGGUGGAUUCUUAUUUAGUCACUGCCUCCCAGUUUGAUGAGGAGAGCACACUGACCGACACAUUGUCUGGGUCUGCCUCGGGUUCUAAAGGAGUGUCUGGCUCUGAAGCGACAUUAGGCUCAGAGCUGGCCCACUCUACGGGGUCGAAUUAG